AUGGCUCUGUUGAGUUUUGUAGUCCAUCUUAUCAUCACCCCAUCAUGCUCUGCGCAUUGUGAAGGUCAUGGAUUUAGGGAGUGCUGUUCAGGGUACAAAUGGGAUGAAAAUUUCAAAAAUUGCACAAAAUGUACUCCUGGAUAUUUUGGUGUAAACUGUGCCCAGUCAUGUGUGUAUCCUAGCUAUGGAGACGGCUGUCAACAAGAGUGUAAAUGUUUGGAGGAGGAGUGUAGUGUGGCUUGGGGAUGUAAAGAGAAAACUACGAUGCAGCUCUACACAACAAAACAGACCACAAUGAAAAUCGGGAUGUCUACAGAAAACAGAAUUUUGGUUCCCACGUCUAUCAUCACAGGAAAAGAGGGAUUAAAUAGAAAAGGUGAAAAUAUCACACAAACUUCACUCAGGCACUUCACAUAUUUGUAG
This is a messenger RNA of Saccostrea echinata, 423 nucleotides long. RefSeq lists its product as uncharacterized. The record is from RefSeq and is a predicted model, not a curated record. NCBI's taxonomy places the organism in Eukaryota, Metazoa, Mollusca, Bivalvia, Ostreida, Ostreidae. The coding region runs from base 1 to 423 and encodes 140 amino acids. The transcript has 4 exons.